AUGGCUACCAGUGUAAACUCUAGUGGCCCGGCUCCAACAUCGCCACGUGCUACAGGUGGCUAUCCAGAGAGUACUGGAGAAAGCGGAGGGGCGGACGGGGACACAUACUCGAAUUCGAUGCCUUCUCCACCGUCUCUAAGUGAGACAUCUCGAACGAGGUCCACUCGUUCUACCUCGACAACAUCACGAAAUUCAAAUCGAUUAUCAUUGACUUUGCCGAUCGCGCCGCCUGAUAGUAUCCCCUCGAGGCCCACACCCACUUCUUCCGUACCGCCAACUCCAAUACAGACCUCGGCAUCAAGCCAGCCCAGCGAUGCUAAUGAUUUCAUCAUCGCUAUUGCCGCCCAAGAGCGUCGCGUGCUAGAACUUCGCGAAGAGCUAGGACGAGCAGAGCAUGACCUCAGAAGACUGAAGAAGCAGUGGACAGCGUCAGAUGGUUAUAAGAAGCGCGCCUCUGCUAGAAAUAUUGAACCUCUUCGGACCGCAAGCCUGCUAGAUGGGCAAUGGGGCCAUGAUGAUGCAACAGCUAUUAGAUAUACCAGUGAACUAGAGCGUAGGAAAGCCAUCCUUCUUGCACAGAGUAAGGCGGCACCUCGAGACACCAAGAGGACAAUUAUCCGUGGGGGACAUACUCGUGCUUUGUCCUUACUUUCGCCUACGAUGUCCCCGAACGGAGAUGACACACCCCGAUCAGCUGAACUAUACUCGAGAAUGUCGCCUGUCUCUACCCCUCUUAUCAACAAGCGCGCAACUUGGGCUCCCCGUCAAAGUCAACAAGCCAACGGUAUGAAGCAAAUCGCAAACGAUUUCAAGCAAGGCCUGUGGACAUUUGUCGAAGACUUAAGACAAGCAACUGUGGGGGAUGAAGCGAUUUCCGGGACAACAAACAGGACAAGUGAUAUGGUUUCAAGGUUGGAUAGAACAGAAAGCGAGCAUGAUACCAUUCGAGCAUCUACAUCGAGCCGCGGCAAGAUGCCAUUCCAAGACGAGUCUGAUUCGGCAACGGAGACAUCAAGCAGACAAUCCACCGGUAGUUUCAGCGACCGUUUACAGCACAGACGUACGACAUCGAAGGUAGAACCUAAAGCGCGAAAACAUUACUCCUGGACACCACUCUCAUUUGAUAGCUUCGAUGACGAGGAUUGGUCGAACUGGGAUACGCCAAAUGUUAAGACAGCCCGCUGGAGCGGUAGCACUGUAAAUGGGGAUAUCACCGCGAUUCCUGAGAAAAUUGGCGAAAAUGAGGGGACACUGAGACGCAAGCAAUCCCGCAGCGAGUUACGAUCGCCAUCCCCAGAGACUCCAAGUAGGCUAGAAGAAUUACCACAGGCCAUCCUCAACCGACUGACUCCCAGUAACAUUAAGAACACGACGUCGAACUUCAUCAAGGAAUGGGAGAAGAGCUUGUCCCCGCCUGCGGAAUCUACUUCUUUCUGA
Daldinia childiae is the source of this 1437-nucleotide messenger RNA. RefSeq lists its product as uncharacterized. Lineage: Eukaryota; Fungi; Ascomycota; Sordariomycetes; Xylariales; Hypoxylaceae. The record is from RefSeq and is a predicted model, not a curated record. Bases 1 to 1437 code for a protein of 478 amino acids. The transcript is spliced from 2 exons.